This is a messenger RNA of Spinacia oleracea (spinach), 1932 nucleotides long. Its product is annotated as ankyrin repeat-containing protein NPR4. Bases 124 to 1932 code for a protein of 602 amino acids. Gene Ontology annotation, molecular function: protein binding. NCBI's taxonomy places the organism in Eukaryota, Viridiplantae, Streptophyta, Magnoliopsida, Caryophyllales, Amaranthaceae. The record is from RefSeq and is a predicted model, not a curated record. Gene Ontology annotation, cellular component: membrane. The transcript is spliced from 5 exons.
GAAUCAACUAACGGCAUUUACGCUUAGAUGUGUUGAACUCCAUCUCAUUUUUCUUGUAUAUAUUACUGAAAGAGGAAACAAAAUACUAGAGUUUAUAGGAUCGGAAAAACAACAGGAUCGUCCAUGGGAGUUAAUUGCUUAUCGAGAUCGCGGGCCGAUUUCGAACGUGGCCAUGAAAGUGGCAUUGGUAGCACCAGGUUCUCGAGUCGACGACCAAGAGGGAGGGUGGAGAACAAGUUGAAGGAUCUUGGAGGUUACUUGGCCUUGUACAAAGCUGUGGUUAGAGGUGAGUGGAAUGAAGCCAGGAAAUUUUUAGACGACGAUCCAGAUGCAUUGACGGCAAAGAUCACCAUAGCUUCAGAAACAGCACUUCAUAUUGCGGUUGGCACAGGGAAAGAUCUUGAAUUCGCAGAGAAACUGAUAAGGAGGAUGUCCCCUGAAGAUUUAGCCCUUACUGAUCAAAAUGGUGAGACUGCGCUUUCAGUAGCUGCAGUGGUUGGCAACAUUGAAGCAGCCAAAUUAUUGGUUAAUAAAAAUCCUGAUUUGCCAAAUGUUUCAGGCAAAUCAGGCUUGCCUAUUCACAGGGCCGCGCAGUACGGUCAAAAGACAAUGAUUUGGUAUUUGUUGGAUGUUACUAGAGCUGAUAUUGAGUCUAGUCCUUUUGCAGGCGAAUCUGGUGGUAGACUACUUAUUGACAUUAUAACUGCCGAAUUUUUUGGCAUUGCUCUCCAUUUAGUUGAACGGUUCCCGGAGAUGGCAACAACUGAGGUGCAUGGUGUGGGUUCCCCCUUGACUGUGCUAGCUACAAAGUCUACUGCUUUCCCAAGUGGCGAUGUCACUCCUUGGCAACUACUAUGUUAUAAUCCCGUUAAAUAUUUUCUACAAGUCCAGCAAAGAAGGCAGAUGCAAAAACAGAUGGAACACGACGCACUUGAGCUUGUAAAAAGCUUGUGCACAGAGAUAUUAGAGCUUGAUGAUGCCAAAGCUUUCUCUUUACUUCAGCAACCACUGUUGAUUGCCGCAAGGUUAGGCACUCAUGAGAUUAUAGAAGAGAUUGUUGAGGCGUUUCCCCCAGCAAUUUGGGCUUCAGAUGAGGAAAAUCAUAACGUAUUUCAAUUAGCUGUCAUACAUCGUCGUGAAAACGUUUUCAAUCUUAUAUAUCAAAUGAGUGAUUACAAGCAUCUAAUUACAAGAUACAUAGAUCACCCACAUGACAAUAACAUAUUACAUUUAGCUGGCAAGUUACCAUCUUCAGACCGCCUUAACCUUGUUUCUGGUGCAGCUUUACAAGUUCAACGCGAGUUGCAAUGGUUUAAGGAAGUGAAGAAGUUUGUGCAGCCUGGCCAAAAAGAGGCGAUAAACAAACAAGGGAAAACCCCAUGGAUGGUUUUCAGAGAGGCACAUCAACAGUUGAUGAAAGAUGGGGAGUUAUGGAUGAAGACAACAGCACAAUCAUGUACAGUUGCUGCAACACUGAUUGCAACUGUAGCAUUCAACGCAGGACUACAUGUUCCUGGUGGUAAUAACGACAAAGACGGGCAUCCACUAUAUUUUCACCAAACUGCCUUUGGUGCAUUUGCAGUGGCAGACGCAAUCUCCCUUUUCUCUUCGGUCACCUCUAUCCUUAUGUUUUUGUCAAUCCUAACAUCAAGAUACUCAGAAGAUGACUUCCGUAUUGCACUUCCAAGGGGAUUGAUUGUUGGAUUAAGCAUGCUUUUUAUUUCUAUAUUAAGCAUGAUGGUAGCCUUCAGCUCAGCAAUUUACCUCGUGUUCGGUCUUCAGAGAGCCAUGACUGUCAUUCCAGUUGGUUUGGUCCUUGUUCUUCCAGUCACCUCGAAUGUCUUGGUGCCCCCUCUAUAUCAAAUGAUUUUCAAAUCUAAAAUUAUUGGUCCUGGCCUUUUCGGCAAGAAAAGUGCUCGAAAACUUCACUAA